Tarenaya hassleriana is the source of this 742-nucleotide messenger RNA. RefSeq names its product VQ motif-containing protein 17-like. Lineage: Eukaryota; Viridiplantae; Streptophyta; Magnoliopsida; Brassicales; Cleomaceae. The record is from RefSeq and is a predicted model, not a curated record. Gene Ontology annotation, cellular component: nucleus. Bases 21 to 581 code for a protein of 186 amino acids. The transcript has a single exon.
CUCUCUCUCUCUAAAAUCGCAUGAACCCUAAUCUUGACAUGGAAACCAUCGUCGGCAAGAGAAGUUCAACCUUGGCCAUGCACAAACAGUCAAGAACAAUAUCGAAAUCGAAGCCCAAAAUACGGAUCAUUCACAUAUUUGCUCCAGAGAUCAUAAAGACGGAUGUUGCCAACUUCCGAGAACUCGUCCAAAGACUCACCGGAAAACCGGACGACUCCGACAGCCAUCAACAUAUUCAAAAUCAUCAAAAGGGUCCGAAGAAGAGCCCCAGAGAAGAUCAUGAUCAGCGUCGCCUUCAUCAUCAUCAAGCCCACGCCAUGAACAAAGACCCCGCCUUCGAACGCCUGUUUUACGCAAACGCAGGCGUAGAAGAAGGAAAAGAUUAUGACGACGAGGAAGAUGAUACGAGAACUUGGAAUGGUAAUGGCGAGAGCUCGGGAGGGUUCUUGAACGGCUUGGGAGAUGUAGAUGGGUUUAUUCAUGAACUCGGUGAAUUUCCGUAUUUGCCCUUCGCCAUGGAUCACGCUUCUUCCUCCUCCCAGUUUCAUGGUGUUUUUGCAGAAUCUCAGCAAUUCGCAUGAUUGGAAUUACUUGAUUAGCUACAUAUAUAUUUUCAUUUUGUUUUUGGGUUUGUCGGAUGCUUUCCAUUCUUUGGAUGGAAGAUUUGACCUUUGAGGGUUUGGUAACUCUGGUUUGAUACAGGAUUAGGAGGUUUGACGUUUAUAAUUUAAAUCUAUUAGGA